UGCUACGAAAAUGUCACUGGCAAAACAUGUCCUUCAAAUAUUUUCUCAAAAUCAAUGUUUUACUGCAAAUAUAACGCUUAGACUACCACGACCCUCAGUUUGUUUUGCACAAGUUCGUCAUGGGCACAGUCGUACACCCCCACGUCACAACAAAGCCCCCUGGCUUGUGAAGAAGAAAACGAGUCCACUAGAGCAUGACUUAACCCCGGAAAGCAAGGCGUUUCUGAGGCAGGCGGCAUUGUUUAAGUACAAAAACACAACUCCGAGUCCGCUCAGAGAUGAACCAUGGGAGAGAAAUUCGUUCACACCAAAUACGAGACGGACAGGGGUGAUAGGAAUAAAAAUUGGAGUCAUUCCACAGUGGAAGAGAGAUGGAACAAAGAUACUGUGCCAGCUAGUUCAAGUUGUUGAUAACCAUGUGAUACGAUACACACCUCCGGAGCAAUAUGAGAAAUCCCUUGGUUUCAACCCCCACUGGCGAGGGAAAGGAUUUGGUUCUGUUGUCGUGGGAGCCUUAAGCUGUACACCCUUCAAUUUCACAAAAGCGUACACAAACCUGUUCCUAGAGGCCGGUGUUCCUCCUAAGAGGAUCAUGUCCAGAUUCUGGAUCACACCAGACGCAGCUGUUCAACCAGGUACACCUUUAUCUGUGAUGCAUUUCAAACCUGGAGAUUAUGUGGAUGUGUCGGCGAAAACUGUGGCUCGAGGCUUCCAAGGAGUCGUAAAGAGAUGGGGGUACAAGGGCGGUCCCGCUUCACACGGUGCAACCAAGUUCCACCGGAAACCCGGGUCAAUGUCCGCAGGGAAGCAGACCGGUAUGUGGAAGGGAACCAAGAUGCCGGGGCUGAUGGGGAACCGGUGGAGAAUCACCAAGGGGAUUAAGAUUUGGCGUAUCAAUACAAAGCUGAACAUUCUGUACCUGGGCACGGGUUGUCCUGGACCUCACCAUGGUUAUAUGCGAAUCUACGACACCGGACUUCGCCAUCGCCAGGAAACACGGGAAGAGAGACUCGGGCCCGUUGUCAUGCCAACAUUCUAUAAGGACGAUAUAAAGGAGGAUAUUCCCGAAAACAUCUAUGAUGACGAGCUGUUUAAUUUUGGUGAUACUACUAUACAGUUCACUGAGGAGAAAGAAAACUGAUGUGAACGCGCUUUGAUUAGAUGAAAGAAUUAAUUGAAGAGUGUCUUCAUUCAUAUAGUUUGCUUGCGAGAAAAUGAUUUUAAUGGGAGAUUUGUAGUUUGGCGAUGGAAUUUAUGCUAUGUGUUCAACUACAUUUAUAAAAGUUGUCAACUUUAAAGGAGAAAUUUAAUGCAAUUGUUUAAAGGUGAAUGGAUUUAUAGUUCAUUUGAGAGGAUGCUUUGUCUUAGUGCACAGCAAGCAUUUUAAGAGUCAUUAUAUAUAUAGAAACAGAUCAUUUGCACUCAUGAAUAAUUUGGUUGAUAUGCAAGUUUCUGAUUUUGAAAGAUGUAGUUGAAGAAGUAAAAUAUUUGUUUUGGUAUGAAAUAUCUAAGAAAUAAAAAAGUU
This is a messenger RNA of Mya arenaria, 1525 nucleotides long. Its product is annotated as 39S ribosomal protein L3, mitochondrial-like. The record is from RefSeq and is a predicted model, not a curated record. Gene Ontology annotation, molecular function: structural constituent of ribosome. Gene Ontology annotation, cellular component: ribosome; mitochondrial large ribosomal subunit. Gene Ontology annotation, biological process: translation. Bases 11 to 1141 code for a protein of 376 amino acids. The transcript is spliced from 9 exons. Lineage: Eukaryota; Metazoa; Mollusca; Bivalvia; Myida; Myidae.